Messenger RNA from Mugil cephalus (flathead mullet), 1556 nucleotides. Its product is annotated as alanine aminotransferase 2-like. NCBI's taxonomy places the organism in Eukaryota, Metazoa, Chordata, Actinopteri, Mugiliformes, Mugilidae. Bases 58 to 1491 code for a protein of 477 amino acids. Gene Ontology annotation, molecular function: L-alanine:2-oxoglutarate transaminase activity; pyridoxal phosphate binding. The transcript has 11 exons. The record is from RefSeq and is a predicted model, not a curated record. Gene Ontology annotation, biological process: biosynthetic process.
GCUCACCACGACGUUACACCAGGUCUAAUCAGUCAGUUUUUAAGGAGAAUUACAAAGAUGUCUGUCCUGCAGGAAAUUAAUCCAAAUGUGAAGAACAUGAGGCAGUCAAUGAGCACAGUGCUGCAGAGGAGAGCAAACCAGCUCAAGAAGGAGCUCGCACAGGGAGCGAGGAAGCCCUACAAAGAUGUCAUAGACGUCUCCUGGGGUGACCCACACAGGGCAGGAGUGAAGCCUUUGUCAUUUGUCAGACAGGUUCUUGCAGCGUGUCUCUACCCGCAGCUUAUUAACAGCGACAAACUGCCACUGGACGUCAGGCAGAGGGCCCAGAGGCUGCUUGGGCAAUGUGCUGGGGGGAGUGUAGGUUCAUAUACUGCAACAGCGGGCAUAUCUGACAUAGUCCACAGAGUCUCUGAAUUCAUAAGGAAACGAGACGGUGGGGUUCCAGCUCACCCGGAAAACAUAUACAUCUCCCCUGGCUCACAGUGGUCACUCACGAAUAUUCUCAAAGUCUUGGUGAAUGCGGAGGCUUCACCCAGACCAGGUGUGUUGAUUCCAGUGCCAUGCCACCAGACGACAAUCCUGUCCAUAGAGGGUCUGGGGGCAGCUGUCAUCCCCUACUACCUGAGGGAGGAGCAGUGCUGGUCCCUGCAGGUAGAGGAGCUACGGCGUGCGCUGGAAUCCACAAAGAGUGUCUGUAACCCUGUCGCUCUGUACGUCAUCAACCCUGGAAACCCAGCAGGUUAUGUUCAAAGCAGGAAAUCAAUGCAAGAGGUGAUCCAGUUUGCUUCAGAGAAGAGGCUCUUCCUUCUGGCCGAUGAGGUCUAUCAGGGCUGCGUUUACGGGGAAAACAGCGAGUUUGUCUCCUACAAAAGGGUUCUGGCUGAGAUGGGGCCUCCUCUUUCGGACACCGUGGAGCUGGCCUCCUUCCACUCGGCAUCCAAAGGCUUCAUGGGAGAGUGUGGACUGCGCGGUGGGUAUGUAGAGCUAGUAAAUGUGGACCCCACCGUUAUGAAAUACAUCUACAAACUGUUCUCCAAAGACAGCUGUGCGCCAGCGUUGGGUCAGAUCGCCCUGGAUCUGAUGACGAACCCGCCGCAGCCAGGAGACCCCUCCUACCCCUUGUAUGAUCAGGAAACAAAUCAAAUCCGAACGGCGCUGCUUGAAAACGUGAAGAGAGCCUGCGAGGUUGUCAACAGCCUGCCGGGUUUCAGCUGUCAACCAGUGGAAGGAGGAGUUUUCGCAUUCCCAAGAGUGUUUCUCCCACCUAAAGUCAUUCAGAGAGCCAAGGAAGUAGGAAUGCAGCCAGACACAUACUACUGUAUGAAACUCCUGGAGGAGGUCGGGCUGUUGUUCAGUCCUGGUUGUGAGUUCGGACAAAAGGAGGGCACGCUCCACAUCAGAUUUUGCAUCAUGACCCCUCGGGACACCAUGGAAGAAACCCUGAGACGCCUGACCAGUUUUCAGACGAAGUUUAUGAAGGAGUUUUCUUAGAAACAAAUUAAUGUUUUAUCUCAUUUUUAAAUAAUUCAACGCAGGCAAUAAAACAAUCAAAUAGU